Plectropomus leopardus (leopard coralgrouper) is the source of this 544-nucleotide messenger RNA. RefSeq names its product somatostatin 5 (gene sst5). Gene Ontology annotation, molecular function: hormone activity. Gene Ontology annotation, cellular component: extracellular region. NCBI's taxonomy places the organism in Eukaryota, Metazoa, Chordata, Actinopteri, Perciformes, Serranidae. The record is from RefSeq and is a predicted model, not a curated record. Gene Ontology annotation, biological process: regulation of cell migration.
CUCAAACAGUGAUGACGCUCUGAUUCAUCCUCUGACUUGUUGAAUUUGGGGUUUUUGCAGCGUCGUCGGUGUUCAGAGGAGAAUCUGGGAUUUUGAGGUGGAGAUGUUUCGCUCUCAGCUGCUUCUGUUGGGUUUUUGGUCGUCUGUGCUGCUGGUGCAGGUCGGCGGCGCUCCGCGCAGAGACGUGCUGACUCUGAGAGCGGACCUGACCGACGACAGGGCUCUCUCACAGCUGCUGAUGCUGAAGUUUGUGUCUGAACUGACGGAGGCGAGAGGAGACGAGAUGCUGCCGGAGCUGGAGGAGGAGGAGGAGGAGGAGGAGGUCCGAGAGGAGGUGAUGCGGCGACAUCUCCCCCUCUCACACAGACGCAAGGCGGGCUGCCGCAACUUCUUCUGGAAAACGUUCACCUCGUGUUAACGCAAGAAAAAAGCUGCUCAAGCUGGAGUACUUUUGAUUUUCAAUGUACUUUUUAAGGAGAAAUGAAUCCGUGUUUGGUGAAUUUGUUGUAAUUAAAUAAUUUCCUGCUGAUGCCACAUGCAUGAG